UAUAAGAUCUCUUUGCCGCCGGGGAGAUGAUCGCCGCCAUAAGAGCAGCGAUUCUCAAGCCACAAGACUACUGUUCUCACCUCAAAACUGCCUUUUUCCAUUCUACUCCCAUCUUACAACGCAAACAUCAAUCCAAUUCGAAAGCUCGGAAAAGAAAGAGGGCAAAGCAAGAUUUGCGUCGUAAUGUGAAUGCUUUUGCAGAACACUUAUUUGGGAUUUGGAGUGAUGGUUUUGAUUACUCAAGUAAACACACCUCGUGGUUUCAGAAACAGUUCUCCAGGGUCUCCAAAAGAAAUCGUAAUGGUGGUAGUAGACACACUCCUCAACAUUUGGAUAAAAGAUGUUUUGAUUUUAGCCAAGUUGAUGAAGGAUAUGAAAUUGAAUACUUUUUACGGAAUGCAUUGGGUGGAUCUCGUGGUUUCUCUUGGUCAAACAACACUCAUCAAGAUGGGGGAGCUCGCUCAGGGAGGUAUUCUAACAACUUUAGAAAAUCUUGGGGCUCGAGGUAUCGAUUAGACCAAGAAGAAGAAGAAGAAGAGGAAGAUGAGUAUUCUUCAAGAGAAUUGAGAGACAAAGAGCCAAACCAGGAGUCUCAUAGACUAGCACUUGGUUUGAGUUCCUCAGGUCCCUUAAACCUUGAAGAUGUCAAAAUCGCAUACCGAGCUUGUGCGUUAAAAUGGCAUCCAGAUCGUCACCACGCCUCUACCAAGAAUGCAGCCGAGGAAAAAUUCAAGCUCUGCACUGUGGCAUAUCAAUCUUUAUGCGAAAAGCUAGCCACAAACUAAUAGGGGUCACCCUUGGGUUUUAAAUGGACACAAUGAUAGGAAUUUAGGCAAUAGCUUACAAAUCUCUUGUAAUUUUUAGCUCAAAAGCAAAGUACCUCAGGUGGGGGGUGUAGUGUACUCUGUCUUAGAAACGGGGCUGCCUUGGUCAGAUUGAAUCAUAUUUUAAAACCCUAUAUAGCAAUUUGUAACUCUCUAUUAUAAAGUUUAGCAUCUAAAACAAGGUAUUAUUUAAACA
Camelina sativa (false flax) is the source of this 1020-nucleotide messenger RNA. RefSeq lists its product as uncharacterized. The record is from RefSeq and is a predicted model, not a curated record. NCBI's taxonomy places the organism in Eukaryota, Viridiplantae, Streptophyta, Magnoliopsida, Brassicales, Brassicaceae.